ACGUCAGACGCAAAGCGGAAGUGCAGUGCGGAGCGGAGUGGCCGUCAUUGUGUGCUGCUGGUAGUUUGUGUGCUGUUUAUCGUCCCUGCGACAGAAAAUGCCGGAGUUAGCGGUGGAAAACGUGGUGGUUCAUCCGCUGGUGCUGCUCAGCGUGGUCGACCACUUCAACAGGAUAGGGAAGGUUGGCAACCAGAAACGAGUGGUUGGCGUCCUCCUGGGAUCCUGGCACAAAAAAGUUCUUGACGUCUCAAAUAGUUUUGCAGUGCCUUUCGAUGAGGAUGACAGGGACGACUCAGUGUGGUUCCUGGACCAUGACUACCUGGAGAACAUGUAUGGCAUGUUCAAGAAAGUUAACGCCAGAGAAAGAAUAGUUGGGUGGUACCACACAGGACCCAAAUUACAUAAGAAUGACAUUGCCAUCAAUGAACUCAUCAAGCAGUACUGUACCAAUUCGGUGUUAGUCAUUAUAGAUGUGAAGCCCAAAGAUCUUGGUCUACCCACAGAAGCUUACAUCUCCGUGGAGGAAAUACACGACGAUGGCACACCAACAUCCAAGACAUUUGAACAUGUGACCAGUGAGAUUGGAGCUGAGGAAGCAGAGGAAGUAGGAGUGGAGCACCUGCUCAGAGAUAUCAAAGAUACCACAGUGGGCACUUUGUCUCAACGCAUUACGAACCAGGUUCAUGGCCUAAAGGGACUCAACUCAAAGCUGCUGGACAUCCGCUCUUACCUGGAAAAAGUGACUGCAGGGAAACUUCCCAUCAACCAUCAGAUCAUCUACCAUCUGCAGGAUGUUUUCAACCUGCUGCCAGAUGUGAAUUUACUGGAGUUCACAAAAGCCUUCUACCUAAAGACCAACGACCAGAUGUUGGUGGUCUACCUGGCCUCACUCAUACGCUCGGUGGUGGCCCUGCACAACCUCAUCAACAACAAGAUUUCGAACCGAGACGCAGAAAAGAAGGAGGGACAGGAAAAGGAGGAAGGCAAGAAAGAGAAGAAAGAUGACAAAGAGAAAAAAGAUGAGAAGGACAAAGACAAAGACAAGGAAAAAGGAGAUGGUGCCAAGAAAGAUGAGAAGAAGAAAAAAUGAGAGUUCUUCCUUUUAAGUCUUUUCUCAAAUCACGUCAUCUUCAUCUGGAUGGUGCUCUACUUUGUGCCCACAGCUCUGUAUGUGGGUCUCAGGCUAAAAGUAGAGCUCUAUAUGGGGAAUGGUGUCAUUUGAGAUUUGGCCUCACGGUCACAAGUGGCACUCAUAAAGACUCUUAUUAUCGUACAGAGAUGAUGAUGUUUGCUUCUUUGGCGUUUUGAACUAUAAGAACACGUUAACUGUUUUUGUAGUUGCCCAUCCUCCUGGUGUUGUACGACACCUGGUGUUGCUUUUUUUGUAAGAUGGAGAAAUGUUUUUUUUUUUCUGUAUCACUUAUUAAAUUGGAAUCCUAUUCAAA
Molecule: messenger RNA, 1445 nt
Organism: Platichthys flesus (European flounder)
Lineage: Eukaryota; Metazoa; Chordata; Actinopteri; Pleuronectiformes; Pleuronectidae
Gene: psmd7
Product: proteasome 26S subunit, non-ATPase 7
Exons: 8
Coding region: 98-1090 (330 amino acids)
Biological process (GO): proteasome-mediated ubiquitin-dependent protein catabolic process
Cellular component (GO): proteasome complex; proteasome regulatory particle
Molecular function (GO): protein binding; metallopeptidase activity
Source: RefSeq, a predicted model, not a curated record